Messenger RNA from Drosophila eugracilis, 1748 nucleotides. It is a transcript of the gene Prim2, whose product is annotated as DNA primase large subunit. The record is from RefSeq and is a predicted model, not a curated record. The coding region runs from base 70 to 1671 and encodes 533 amino acids. Lineage: Eukaryota; Metazoa; Arthropoda; Insecta; Diptera; Drosophilidae. The transcript has a single exon. Gene Ontology annotation, cellular component: alpha DNA polymerase:primase complex. Gene Ontology annotation, biological process: DNA replication, synthesis of primer.
UCACCAGUUUAGGCGCCAAAACAAUAUUAAGGGCAUUAAACAAAUUGUAUUUUACAAUAUCGUAGUAAAAUGGAAUUCCGCCUUAAGAAACGUCCGCGACAUGAAGUCAAAGUGGAGGUGGUCAGCCUGGAGACCAAAUAUCCACACAACGUUAUGAUGUACCAUUAUCCGCCAAUGGAUGACGUGCAUCUAGAGGAAUUCGAAGAGCUAGCACUGGAGCGCCUGCGCCUUCUUCGUGUCCUUGACCGCGCAAGUAGCAGGAAUCUUCGAUUGCUCUCCGAUGAGUGGAAGGAGUAUGUUAGUGCAGAAUUGACCCGUGAAGGAUUGCGCAACUAUCUGAGACUUUGCACCGCCGGCGGAGGCACUAAACACGAGGCAGAUAUUCAAACCCGACGACGUGAUUAUAUUUCACACUUUAUCCUGCGGCUGGCAUACUGCCGUUCCGAUGAUCUUACACGCUGGUUCGUGGCCCGCGAAAUGGAUUUAUUUCGAUACAAAUUCGCUGCACUCAGCAGCUCUGAGGUGAAGCAGUUCUUGGAGGCCAAUAACUUUGAUGUACAACCCCUUACUGAGGCUCAAAAGGACGAGGUUAAGAAUGGUCUGUACGAGAGCACAGCGGGUCAGAGUGUAGCCAAGAUCGAGCUGUUAGACUUCUACAAGGUACCGUUCACCCAGGUUUUGGAUCUAGUGCGGAGUCGACGGUGCUAUUUGAAAGCAGGAUUUGCCUAUGUGAACACCCAAGAUUUGGUAUUUAUAGUGGGUACUCGGCAACAGACGGAAAUCGAACAAGGACUGCAGUCAGCCAAAAGCAUGUUGGCGGACGUAGAGGGUGACGAGCGCAUAUCCCGCAUGCUAAAAGCCCUGCAUAACUCAUACACCGGUAAGGAUUACACAGUGUGCCGAGAUGCAGCUAUACCCAUCGAGUCCCUCGACCAGCUCUCCAAGACUUCAAUGCCUUUGUGUAUGCGCAUGUGUCAUGAGCACAUUCGCGCUCACCAUCAUAUGAAGCACAACGGUCGUAUGCAGUAUGGCCUGUUUCUUAAGGGGAUUGGUGUGACUCUGGAGGAUUCCUUACGAUUCUGGCGCGAGGAGUUCACGAAGAAAAUAGACGCGGACAAGUUCGCAAAGAGUUACGAGUACAAUAUAUACCACAACUACGGAAAGAAGGGAUCUAUGGUCAACUAUACCCCCUACUCCUGCGGAAAGAUCAUCAAGGAUAUGGUUGCGCCAGGAGAUUGCCACGGCUGUCCGUAUAAGUACAUGGAUCAGGGCUCUUUAAAAACCAAGCUAUCCUCUUACGGCCUAUCUGCUAGCGCAAUCGAAGAGGUUAUGUUCUUCGUGUCCCGCGGUCAUUAUCAAAUUGGCUGCGGCAAAUACUUUCAGAUCACCCACAACUCCGCUGUGGAGCCGACCAUUAGUCAUCCAAACAGCUACUUUGAAGAGAGCCAAAUAACGAUGGGAAAUAGGCAGAAGCGCACCAACGGACCCUCUCAGCCUAAAGCCAGAAUACGGCCGGAUAUCAAGGGUUGUGGAGAUCGUUCUAUGUUGAUGGGAAAUGACGACGAUGAGUUGUGGCGAAUUGCAGAAACCCAAGAGCGCGCCAUGCAGAGUCAAAAGGACAUAUCAGAGGCCUUUAAUGAUGACCUUGAUCUUACGCAAAUUGAUUGCUGAUCGUUGUACCAACAAAUAUCUAAGAUAAUUAGGAUAACGCAGAAAAUAGGAAGUAAAAUAUAAAAUAAAUAUAUAAA